GUCUGAGAAGAACAUUACUGACAUCAAUGCCGUUGCAAACGAGUGUCUAAUUAGACACUAACGUUUAGAGCUGAUGAGUGAUCCGAGCAUUGAUUUUUGCUUCUGCUUUCUGCAGACUCUUGGACAGGAGAGCCUGAUCGGCACAGACAAUGGCAGCUGACUCGUUUCUAUGGCAGCAGCCACCAGAUGGCAGCAUCGUCCCCUCUCUCCUUCCCUCUGUCUCCCUCUCUCUUUUCACGGCGCGAGGGGAACUGUCAGCGAGUUGUCACCCUCAGUUCAGACUUCCAGGCACGCGGCGCUGUUUGGAUUCUCUUCUGUUCAGGUGGAACWACAGCGGACAUCAGCGCGUGGAGGGUGAGACUCUGCUGGAGGAACGGAGGCGAGGAGCCCGCAACAGGGCCAUGGGGUGAUGAGGGCUCUCCUCGGCUGACUUCAGUGCAGAUGACUAGUGAUGGCCACAGCAUCACCUGAACAUUUGUUGGAUGAGAUAAUAAACACCGAACAAAYACAGGACGGAGAGGAGCAGCAGGAGUUCUUGAGAUUGUUAGAGACUGUUAUUCUCACCAUCCUCCUCUCCAUCAUCAUCCUCAUAACAGUGUUUGGAAACCUGUUGGUUAUGGUAGCGCUGUGCAAGGACAGGCACCUGAGAAAGAAAAAAACCAACUACUUCAUCGUGUCGCUGGCCUUCGCUGAUUUACUGGUUGCACUGGUUGUGAUGCCCUUCGCUGCGAUCGAGCUGACCACUGGUCAGUGGCUCUAUGGGGAGAUUUUCUGCCUGGUGCGAACCUCUCUAGAUGUUUUAUUGACCACAGCAUCCAUCCUGCACCUCUGCUGCAUUGCACUGGACAGAUAUUAUGCUAUCUGCUGCCAGCCACUGGUCUACAGACACAAGAUGACCCCAGUGAGAGUGGCAGUCAUGCUCAGCGGGUGCUGGAUCAUCCCCACGUUCAUCUCCUUCCUACCCAUCAUGCAAAGCUGGAAUGCCAUCGGGAUCGAGGACAUUAUUGAAGAGAGGCGAACUGCAGCUGGAGGCUCCAACGARACAAGCUGUGUGUUUCUGGUCAACCGGCCUUACGCCCUGAUCUGCUCUGCAGUGGCCUUCUACGUCCCCUUGGCCCUCAUGGUCCUGGCCUACCAGCGUAUUUACGUCACCGCCAUGACUCACGUCAGGCAGAUUGAGACACUUCAGCGGGCCGGCUCUGCUCCUGUCACUGGGACAGAUCCAAUAGUCACUGUGAGAUGCUCCACGUCCUCAGACCCAUUGGAGCAUUACCGCCUCAGGCCGACGGUGGGCUCCUCAUCAUCAGAGCACCCUCCUGUAGCAAACAGUCGAAUGCGCAUCGAGACCAAGGCAGCAAAAACACUGGCAGUGAUCAUGGGCUGUUUCUGCCUUUGCUGGGCACCAUUUUUCAUCACCAACGUGGUGGACCCAUUCAUUCACUACUCAGUGCCCUGGCAGCUGUGGACAGCCUGGUUGUGGCUGGGGUACAUUAACUCAGGAUUGAAUCCCUUCCUGUAUGCCUUCCUGAACCGGGCUUUUCGAAGGGCCUUUCUGGUGAUUCUCUGCUGUGGAGACGAACGAUACGCUCGUCAGGGGAGCUACUCUCAUGGAUAUACCCACAGAGCGUGCUCAGCUCCAUCUGUCAACGGGACAUCAAUGGCAUUAAGAUUGUCGUUCCUGCCAAACCGGAGCUACAGCGACAACGGCCGGACGAUUCUUGCCAACGAGCAGGAGUCCCAGGACUCUCUUGGACCACUAUGAGGACUUUUUUUUUGAGCUGGACUUCUUGGCCUAUGUGAUUUCAACAAUUAACUGUGAACUGCCUCUCCUGAUCCAUAUUCAGUCACAUCAUAUUUAUCUGCUGAUGCUCAUCAGCUCAGACUUCAGGCUUUAGAUCAUAAUUGUGCAACAUGAAAGUAUUCAUCACAGAAAACUCUUGGGUUCAUUUGAAACAUUUUUUUUCUUAAAGCUCUGCUGUCAUUCUGUUACUGAAAACACUCUAACACGUCACAUAAUGGGUCAGUUCACUAAAAACUCUAUAAACCUAACUGCUUAUAAGAGAUAAAAAAAAAACAUCUGCAGCUUUUAUCUCAUAUAUUCCAUCAUAACUUUUUGUAAGAGAGACUUGUGGUCUAACAGAUGUUUGGUUCUAUUAAAGUUUCAUUUAUUGUA
This is a messenger RNA of Austrofundulus limnaeus, 2173 nucleotides long. Its product is annotated as 5-hydroxytryptamine receptor 4. The coding region runs from base 452 to 1762 and encodes 436 amino acids. Lineage: Eukaryota; Metazoa; Chordata; Actinopteri; Cyprinodontiformes; Rivulidae. The record is from RefSeq and is a predicted model, not a curated record. Gene Ontology annotation, cellular component: plasma membrane. Gene Ontology annotation, biological process: adenylate cyclase-activating adrenergic receptor signaling pathway; regulation of appetite; positive regulation of MAPK cascade. The transcript has 8 exons. Gene Ontology annotation, molecular function: G protein-coupled serotonin receptor activity.